Molecule: messenger RNA, 1403 nt
Organism: Cynoglossus semilaevis (tongue sole)
Lineage: Eukaryota; Metazoa; Chordata; Actinopteri; Pleuronectiformes; Cynoglossidae
Gene: polr3h
Product: polymerase (RNA) III (DNA directed) polypeptide H
Exons: 6
Coding region: 272-916 (214 amino acids)
Biological process (GO): transcription initiation at RNA polymerase III promoter; DNA-templated transcription
Cellular component (GO): RNA polymerase III complex
Molecular function (GO): DNA-directed RNA polymerase activity; DNA binding
Source: RefSeq, a predicted model, not a curated record
AACUGUCACUUUAAGUUUUACGACAUGUCGUAAACUGUGACAACGUAACGCUCACAUGUAGCUUACACGGAUGCUAACUGUCUAACGAAUAGUUACUGUAAUUUUCUGGCGUUAGAGUCAUUAUAUAUGACAUUAUGAGCUUGUGUAAAUCAUACAGAAGAAGUGGACAAAUGCCUUAAACGUUAAAAACGGGUUUUAUCGCUGUCGGAGCUCCUCCUGUUUGCAUGUGUGCGGCUUAGCUGCUAACGGCAGUCCGUCACCGGUUUUCAUCAUGUUUGUGUUGGUGGAGAUGGUCGACACAGUCAGGAUUCCUCCGUGGACUUUUCAUAGGAAACUUAAUGAGGCCAUAGCCGAGGAGCUCAACAAGAAACUGGCAAAUAAGGUGGUUUACAAUGUUGGCCUCUGCAUCUGCUUGUAUGACAUCACCAAACUAGACGAUUCUUAUAUAUUCCCUGGAGACGGAGCUGCUCACACCAAAGUUAAUUUCAGGUACGUUGUUUUUCACCCUUUCCUUGACGAGAUCCUGGUGGGCAAGAUUAAGUACUGCAGUCAGGAGGGAGUUCACGUGACAAUGGGCUUCUUUGAUGACAUCCUCAUUCCACCAGAGUCACUUCAGCAGCCUGCAAAGUUUGAUGAAGCAGAGCAGGUGUGGCUGUGGGAGUACGAGACAGAUGAGGGGGCACACGACCUCUACAUGGACCAAGGGGAGGAGAUACGGUUUAGGGUCACAGACGAAGUCUUCAUAGAUACGUCGCCGUCUGGUCCAGCCACGGCAUCAACAGACGCAGCAGCUCAACCAGGACAGUCCACUCAGCCUUCAGCAGAAGAAAGUGUUGAGAAGAAGGAGGCACCGUACACCUUGAUUGGGACCAUCUGUGAGCCGGGCCUGGGUCUGCUGUCAUGGUGGAACAGUUAGUAAAGAGGAUCAUCAGAGACACAGAGCACAGUCGGCUGGAGACUCGUGAACCAGUUUCCAAAAGCUAAAGUGGGGCUGGUGUCUGAACAAUGAGGCUGUUGUUGGAGGAGUGACUCUGUCACUGGGACUGACUGUUGGAGGAACACUGACCUAAAACAACAGCACUAUGUUUACUCGUACAACCGACCUUAUGGUGUAUUUAAUUUGAAUCUCUCUCAUUGCAGUCAUGAUAUUUUGUGACACCAAGAUCAACAUUAUAUAUUUUCCUUACUUAGGGUUUAAUACAUUUUCUAAUGUCAGAGUUUACAAUAAAUAAUAAACAAGGCUGUGAAACACCAGAAGGAUUCAGGAAAAUCAUAACAAAGAUACAUUUAUGUUAACAAAGGAUGAUUUUUAUUUUUUAUCCCAGAUAUGCAGGUGUUUCCAGUUAGUUUAACUGCCAUCUAUAAAUUCCUGCUCAGUAAACUGUAACUGUUUCCUGACCUGA